This is a messenger RNA of Stomoxys calcitrans (stable fly), 1384 nucleotides long. RefSeq lists its product as uncharacterized. Gene Ontology annotation, cellular component: cytosol. Lineage: Eukaryota; Metazoa; Arthropoda; Insecta; Diptera; Muscidae. The transcript has 2 exons. Gene Ontology annotation, molecular function: polyubiquitin modification-dependent protein binding. The record is from RefSeq and is a predicted model, not a curated record. Bases 111 to 1268 code for a protein of 385 amino acids. Gene Ontology annotation, biological process: ubiquitin-dependent protein catabolic process.
CCCUAAUUUUGCAACUAUGGGUGAAUGAAAAACAAAAUUUAAACAAAACAAAGCGAAAAGUUAUAAAGUAGAAAAGUUAAAAAGUUCGUUGUCUCUUUAAUAAAAAAAAUAUGCCAUCCAUAUACGCUGGACUCCAUUUGCCAAACAAGCCCGAUGAAUUUCUAACAUUGGAACAAAUCGACUUCGAAAAAAAUGUACUGCAUCUCAAGAAUAUAAUAUCCGAAAAAUGCCAAUACGAAGCAGGCUCCAUUGAACUUAUUUACGAUGGUUUGCCCUUGACAGAUGAGGAUCAACUGAAGCAGACCCUAAAGCCUGAAGCUGUGGUACAUUGUUUCCAAAAGACAAAGAAAUAUAUACCCUAUGUGCCAGCUAAGAAUGUUAAAGACAAGGAGGCUGUGGACAACGCAGUUUCGCUUUUCUAUACUAUUGGCAAUAUACAGAUAAAUGUCAGCUGCCGAGUGAAUAUAUUACAAAAGGUCUUGGCUGAGUAUCCAGAAUUUCGUAGAAAUACAGCAGCCUUAGCUUUGAUUAGGGAUUCGGUGCUUUUUAACACUCUACAUCAGCCGGAAGUGAUUAAAAAAGUUGCCGAACAUUAUCCCCUGAUUAUAGAAGCUGCUAGUUUUAUUGUCAGCACUGUGCGCAAGGAGUUGGCCAGGAGUGGUUCAUGUUCCAAAUUCUCAGAGCCAGCCACCGAUUCCACAAAUUCUUCGGAAGAAGAAAAUUCUGUGGGCAGCAAUGAGCGCAGUAGUCGGGAUGAAGAGACUGGCAGAAAUCAAUCUGAAAAUGCCCGCAUACGCAUGAUAAGUCGUCAACAAUUACAAGCAGCCUUGGCGCAAAUUGGUGUUGGUUCUGCCAACUCUCUCUCCAAUAUAGCUCAGAGAAAUACAGAAACUUCCGGAGGUGCCUCCGCCUCGGAGGCUACCUCAACGCCUAUUUCGAGUUCAACCAGCGGCGAACGCAUUUCCUCUGAUGUAUUUCGCAAUGAAUUGCAACGUGUCUGGGAUAGACUGGAUAAUAGCUCUGCCGGUGGCGGCAGUGCUCAUCAAGAUUCCAUGGCUAUGGACACUUUAGAGCAGCAAUCCGCCAAUACAUCGGUAACAGACGAUGGGGAUAUACCCUUUGCCUAUCGUAAUCAUGAAUAUGCCGAACAAUUGAGGACCAUGCAACAAAUGGGCUUUUUGAACCAUGAGGAGAAUUUGAAUUUCUUGAAUUUGGCCAGUGGCAACAUUGAACAAGCUGUAAAUCUAUUGAUGGCCGCUAUGAUGUAAUUUGGAGACAACAAAACUUCAUGCAUAUUUUUGAUUUUGACUGAAAACUUUUUAUAUUCAAUUCAAUGGAAUUGUAUUGAACGACAUCAAUAAAUUAACAGAAAACUUUCGACAAA